Necator americanus (New World hookworm) is the source of this 2040-nucleotide messenger RNA. RefSeq lists its product as uncharacterized. Gene Ontology annotation, molecular function: zinc ion binding; metalloendopeptidase activity. NCBI's taxonomy places the organism in Eukaryota, Metazoa, Nematoda, Chromadorea, Rhabditida, Ancylostomatidae. The transcript has 11 exons. Gene Ontology annotation, biological process: proteolysis. Bases 1 to 2040 code for a protein of 679 amino acids. The record is from RefSeq and is a predicted model, not a curated record.
AUGAUUCCUGUACUCAUGUUUGGGCGAUUAAUAGUUUUCCUCAUAGCCGUUCAAAUAGUAUCGGCAAGGGUGAAACCGAUCGACAUUUUCAGUCAGCCAGCGGGUGCAGAUAUUCCCCAGAUGAGAAAUAAGAAAAGCAAAAUGUUCAACGCCCUCCACAAGAACUCCUUCUUAAAGUGGGAUGAGCAAGAUCCCAAUGGAAAUAUUGUAAUACCGUAUGAAAUCAAUGGACAUUUCGACGCAUCGCAAAAGAGGACUAUUGCUGUAGCUAUGAGACGCAUAGAGGACAACACAUGCAUUCGUUUCAAGAUCAGAGAGAAUGAAUGGAAUUACGUCGCAAUUCUAAAUCAGAACAGAGGCGGGUGCUUUGCAACUGUUGGUCGUAUGAGAGGCAGAAGCUCAUUAAUGCUAGAACACAACGAUGAAAGAUCAUGCCUGGUGACCAAAGUUGUUCUGCAUGAAUUGAUGCACGUAGUAGGGCUAUGGCACGAGCACGAGCGUUACGAUCGCGACAAUUAUGUCAAAGUGCAUUAUGAGAACAUUAAAGAAGGUUAUUGGAGUCAAUUCUCCAAAGUAUCACCAUACCAGGCAACUACAUACGGUAUCCCAUACGACUACAAAUCGAUUAUGCACUAUGGUAAAACUUUUUUUGCGAAGCCAGGAACAAUAAGUAUGGAGACGCUCGAUCCUAGCUAUCAGGACGUGAUCGGCAACCAAGAUGAUGCUUCUUCCAGCGACUAUCGCAAGAUCUGCGAGAUAUAUCAGUGUAAGAAGUGUAUGGGCCAGACUAGCGACGAAGGCACUGACGAGAUUAAACCAACGCCGCCAACUAGAGCACCAAGUUCAACUAGUGCACCAACUGUUGGUACAAGGAUACCAAUAACUUGCUAUGAUGAACACCCCAAGUUCUGCAACAAAAGAGUGCGCAGAGUAAGCCAUUGCACAUUUGCUAUUCGAAUGUCCACCUUGUCGAUCUUCACGAGAUACUGUCACCUCGUCUGGCCAUUCUUCGCCUCCGCCCUCUGUGCCAAAAACAUAUCUGUACCAUCAACAUCAGCAGCUGAUGAAUCCGAAUUGGACGAGGAGCUGAAGGAGGUAAUCCGCAACUGGAAGUCCUUCUACAAAUUCGUUGUCGGAGGCUUCAACGCAAAACUAGAAAAGGCCACUGAACAGGAAUACAGGAUUGGAAGACCUGGACUAGGGGACCGGAAUGAAAAUGUAAUCGUUUCGCCGGGUGACUGGCACAUCGAGGAGGACUCAAACGUGGACUACGAGGUGCUGCUCAGAGGAUUCCGAGCCUGUGCUGAGCGUGCCUCGAAGCAGCGUACGACAAACUUGGAUCGAAUUUCAAAGACCACCAAGGAAUUGUUGGAAAGAAGAAGGGCUUUGAGGCUUGAUCCGAAUGCAUCGCACAUUGAGCGGUUAGCACCAAACAAUAGCUGCAGAGAAGCUUUGCAAGAGGAUCUUUUGAAAUACAGGCAGAAAAGGAUUCUGGAAGCAGCACAAAGAAAAACGAAUCUAAAGAAGUGCCGCAGGGAUCUCUGCGAAUAUAAUGUUCUAGCAAUCUUGCUGAUCGAAGACGGGACUCGCACGUCUUCUCGUCGUGAGAUGGAAAUCAUUACGGAGAGGUUCUAUUCGAACCUUUUCCGUUCACCAACUCCUGUGUCAAGCCAGGUCAUCCCCACUGGUGAUGCUCCACCACGGAUUCUCCCUUCGGAAGUACGAGUCGAUAUCAAGAGCAUGAUUCUCAGCAUCAUUCUCUCCAACAUUUGCUUCGCGGACGACAUCGUUCUCUUUUCGAGCAGUACCAAUGAAGCAGAAACGAUGCUCAACGAAUUGAACGAAACAGGGAAGAGAAUAGGACUGCGAAUAAAAAGAAAGAAGACUCAGUUCAUGAUGAACGCCGAUUGCGAGGACGGAGGAGUACAACUUGGAGGCUCCCAAAUCGUGGAAACUUCGUCAUACGUAUACCUCGGACGUUCUAUGAACAUGGAAAACGACUUGAAGGAAGAACUGAACAGAAGAAUGAGGGCAGCAUAG